Galleria mellonella (greater wax moth) is the source of this 8311-nucleotide messenger RNA. RefSeq names its product transcription factor Sp9-like. The transcript has 17 exons. Gene Ontology annotation, biological process: regulation of transcription by RNA polymerase II. The coding region runs from base 82 to 2496 and encodes 804 amino acids. The record is from RefSeq and is a predicted model, not a curated record. NCBI's taxonomy places the organism in Eukaryota, Metazoa, Arthropoda, Insecta, Lepidoptera, Pyralidae. Gene Ontology annotation, molecular function: RNA polymerase II cis-regulatory region sequence-specific DNA binding; DNA-binding transcription factor activity, RNA polymerase II-specific.
CCGCAGUUUGGCGGUCGGUCGUGAGGAUGGUGCGCUCUGUACGUGAACAAAGAAAAAUAAGUGUUUGCAAGUGUAAAGCAGAUGAUGUCGUCUGAGCACACAAAAGUGCAGGUGGAAUACGUUAACGAGGACAAAACCACCAAGGAGGGAAGCGGCUCCCAGUCGCCCCUGGCUUUACUGGCAGCGACGUGUAGUAGGCUCGGUGCUGCCAACAUGGGGCCUGAACAGCAGCAAGAAAAAGAACAACAACAACAUUUUAGUCCGCAACAACAACAGGUAGCCCAACAGCAGCAACAACAACAGCAACAGCAACAGCAGCAGCAGCAAGCGCAACAGCAACAGGCUCAGCUCAUACAACAGCAAGUUCAGGGCGACGCCGCAACAAUCGCGGCGAUACAGCAACAGUACUUGCAACAACAACAGCAACAGCCACAACUGAGGGUGAUUAGUUCAGCUGUUGUACAGCAGCUACGAGCACAGGGUCUCUCUGGUAAUGAGUUAUCUGCGGCGAUAGUGAAUGCAGCUAAUUCAGUUCCAAAUGGAAUACAAGUUCAACCGCAGGUAAUAUCGAUGCAGCAACUACAGUCGUUGCUAGGCGGCGGUGUGGUGGCUGGAGAGGGCGCCACGUACCAAAACACACCACAGCAGUUGUUACAAAUACACCCACAAUUGCUACAGCAACAGGCGGGCGGCGUGUACGGCAGUUGCUUGGUGGGUGGCGUGGGUGGUGUUGGCGGGGUGGGCGGCGUGCCCAUGCAGGCCGUCACCGUAGAUGGCCAGGACGCGCUCUUCAUACCCGCGCAACACGCACAGAACUUUUCGGGAAUGGGGCAAGUUAGCCUCGUCAAUGGACAGCUGGUACGGACGCCCGUGUUGCCCGCUGGUUUCUUACAAAAUGUUAUGCAUUUACCUGCCGAACAGCAAGCCACCGUCACAAUCCCCGGCACUAACCUAUCCAUUCCCCUAAGCGCUUUGACCGGGAACCAGCCCAUGAUCACAAUCCCGGGAUCCAAUAUCACGAUUCCCGCGGGAAUCCAAAUCCCGACAAGUCAGGCGAUAUCGAUCCCUAGCUCGGCAGGCGUUCAGAUGCCUGUGGCGAGCGUGGCGAAUGUGGCGAACGCCGGCGUCCAGUUGACGAAUGGGGGGGAUGCGAAGAAUGGGGGGAACUCGAAGGAAAGCAAGCAGCCCGCCAGUCCCGGACAAGGCGGCGGGGUGGCGGUGCGAGGCGGCGUGGGGUCGGUGGGGUCAGUGGGUUCAGUGGGGGCGGUGGGCGGCGUGGGCAUGGUGCCUGUGCAGGUGCCCGUCAGCGUAGCCAACGGACACACAGUGUACCAGACCGUCCAUCUGCCGAUGCACUCGCAACACUUGCAGAUUAUACCACAGUUACAACAGAUGCAAGCUCAACCCCAAGUGGCUAACGUGCUGACCCCGUCCGGUCAAAUACAGCAGAUACAAAUUGCUUCACUCGCCAAUGUACAGCAAAACGGAGGUACCCAGACGGCGGUCAGCGGAUCGCCCACGCCCGGCACCAUCACGUUGCAGGCGGUAUCCAAUCCGAUGCAAGUGGAGUCAAGCGGGCAACAGCAGGCGAUAAUAACGAACGCGCCGGGCGGUCAGCAAGUCACCGUCAUACCCGCGCCCGGCGUUCGCGCCGCCAAUGUCGUACAGGUGCCAACCCUGGGCGUGGGCGGCGUGGGAGGCGCGGUGCAGCUGGUGCCGGCGCUGGGGUUGCCCGGCGUUCAGUUGGCGCAAAUUGCGCAUCAGCCGCAGGCGCAAGCGCAGCCCGUUAUAGGGCAACAGAUUCAGCAGGAUCCGAACGAGCCUGGCAAAUGGCAGGUGGUCGUGAAUAACGGUGUGGCGAGUGGAGUGUCGAGCGGUGGCAGCGCGAGCGGCGCCAACGGCGGCGGCGGCGCGAGCGCCGGCGCGGCCGAGUGCGAGGCCAGCAAGCAGCGCGCCGCCGCCGGCAGCCCCAGCGGCGUCAAGCGGCUUAUGAAGCGGGUCGCUUGCACUUGUCCCAACUGCGACCUCGGCGAGAACCGCCUAGUGGACCGUAAAAAGCAACAUCUGUGCCAUAUCCCGGGUUGCAACAAAGUGUAUGGCAAGACGUCGCACUUACGCGCUCACCUUCGCUGGCACUCUGGCGAACGCCCGUUCCUCUGCAACUGGCUAUUCUGCGGGAAGAGAUUCACACGGUCGGACGAGUUGCAGCGUCACCGGCGCACGCACACGGGCGAGAAGCGCUUCGAAUGUCCUGAGUGCAGUAAACGGUUCAUGCGCUCCGACCAUCUCGCCAAGCACGUGCGGAUACAUGCGAAGAACAGACUCACGCAACCCGAUCAUUCCCAGACAAACGCGAUGUACUCGGACUCUGGCGACGACAGUUGUGAUGAGAAGAUGACGCUCACCAUCGAGACGAUCCACGCGGAGGCCGACGAGGACAAGCUGGUGAUGGUUCGCCAAGGCUCCAAGAUGGAGGCUGAGCACGUCGACAGCUAGGGCGACCACAGCGACGAGUAAACGUCGCGCGAUUAUGAACUCUACACGCUACUACAUAAAGUUGCUACGGUAUAACAAUUGCUGUAAGAGUUUUUCUAAAUUUAAAUUAAAAAAGUCGAGCUCGGAAGUUUGGAGACUUGUUUACGGAGGAGAUUUCAGUAUUUACGUGUACAUAUUACGCACGAAGUCGGCCCAAACUUUUGGAAUUACUUUUAUUGGUAGACCAACUGAUCACAUAGAUUGAACAUGAUGACGGCCAAUGUAUUUGUAUAAAGCAAUCUAUUUACGUUUUAUGAGAGACGGGAAUUAAUGCGACUAUUUAGGUAAACUAUGACAAUUUACGUGAGUUAUCUCGACGUUUCUACACUGGUCGUGACCACUAGUAGACUGAUGUAGCGCUGUCAUGCCUCCACUACCGAGGCAGAAGAUUUUUUCUUCUAUUCGUUUUUAGACAAAUUGUGUUCCUGUAUUGAGGGUUUCUGCACACAAUUCCGACAUUAUCUUUAUUGAUGCAUUUAUCGAUGUUCUGCAAUCGCUGAUUUGCUAGUUUAGUAAUAUAUUAUUAUUAUUAUUUCAACCGUUUUUUGUCCACUGCUAAACAUAAGUCUUCCCCAUAAGGGGAGUUUUCCAGUAGUUGCCACGCUUGGCAGGCGGGUUGGCAACCGCAGUUUAGGCUUUAAGACAUGUUUUAUGAGGGAUGCUACUGCCCAUCCUUCGCCCUCCCUUAGUCGACUCUUAUGGCACCCACGGGAAAGGAAGGGGUGACGUAUUCUAUGCCGGGACCACACGGCGAAUAAUAGUAAUAAAUAACCCAGGUAAAUUAUUUAGUUUACCUAAAUGACCCUAUUAAUUUCCGUCUCAUAUAAAUUAUGCAGUGCGAAAGUCUGAAAGUUAAGCAUUCUGUGUGCUUAGUCAUAAAGUUCAGCAUCGCCUAGCUACAUCAGCUAGGUUAACCACAGUUAUGAUUUGGAUAGGGAAUUAAUAGUUGUGCUAUUAACUUUAUUAUGACGGUGUCGAAGUGUCGAUAAGUGUUUGUGCUAUAUUCACCAUACACUGUGACAGCUAAUGUCUAGUCGAGUACGAUUUUGUACUCUAUUCUCUUCACUUAAAAUAAUAUUUUCGAAUGAAGUCGGGAUAUUGGUAUGGACUAUUCAACUAGUCAUCCAAUUGCGUUGUUGUUAUGUCUUAAGCUUUGUAAAAUAUGUCUUGUAAGGUAUUUGAUUAUUGAUUCUUUUAUAUUUUAUAUCAGAUUAAGGGGGAGAUAAGUAUUGUAUAUAUUUUCUAUAUUUAAAUAUUUAAUUAUUAUAAAUUAAAAUUUAUAUAACUAAUCUCUUGGAAUAUUAAAGAAAAAAUAGAGAAAUGGAUAGUAAAAAUUAGAUUCCAUAGACAUGUGAUAUGUUUAUAUUGUCAAGUUUGGAUUUUUGAGUAUAUAUUUUGUAAUUAGGUAAAUAUAAACAAAAUAUAAUAGUAUUGUGAUCCAAUGUAGAAGUAUUUAUUUCUUCAUUAUUCUGUUGCUUUCUAAUAAACCAAAUAAAUAAAUAAAAGUAAAGUAAAUAUAUCAAUAUAAUUUUUAUUACAUUUAAAUUUUUUACAAAUUUAUUUACACACGUCAAUUAAACAAAUUUCGUAAAUAAUUACCUUUUCCCUUUAUAGUUUACUCAAAUUUAAAUGUAAUAUGACAUUGAUGACUAUGGUUAUGGAGCCUAUCUAAAAUAAGGGCUUGUCCCACGUCAAGUGGUAGUUUGUACUGAUUUGUAGCUUAUUUAUAUAUAUUUUUUGCAACUAAAAUGCUUUGUAAUAAAUAUUGUAUUAUUUUUAUUGCUAUGUACUUUUAAUUUCAAAACUGGUUUGAAAUAUUUGACGUUAUCCAUCAUCUCUAUCAUAAGGAUACUUAUAAAAGCAAUGGAAUGUUCUAGAUAAUUACUCCAUAUUUGAAUUAUUUUUACACAACGCUGUUUUGAUGUUAAUUUUAUAUAAUGUACUUAACUUUUUUACAUUUGUAUCAUGAUAUUGGUAUAUAAACACAGUAGGGUAAAUUCUGCGGCGGCAUUUUCUCUUUUAAAUUAAAAUUUAAUUUUGAUAUUAUGGCCACGAUUUCAAUUGGACGUUAGAACCACGUUAAAUUUAGUUUAUAAUGGUCUGUAACAUAUAUACACAUAUAUAACACAUAGUUUUAUUAAAUUAUCAAAUUUAAAUUUUGAAUUUAGAAUGCUACUUCAUAUUGGAACUCAAAUAACAAGAGCCUCUUUAUAGUAUUCGUAAAAUAUUUAUGUUUCUAAGUAAUUAGUUAUAAAUCAUUUAUGUUAUCUAUGUAUAAAAUUAUGUUAAGAUUUGGAACCGCCUGUUUGGAUAAUCUUUAUUAUGUAUAAUAAUAUGUGAAUACUGUAUUUAUAGCGCAGUGUGGAAACGUUAAACUUUAUCGGGCAAUUGUACCGGGUUCGAAGCUUUUUGUACAAUGUAGGUACCAUGUAAAAAUAAUAUCAUUUAUUAAAAUUCGUUUCAAGUAUUCUUUUAAGUAAUUUACUGGUAGAAACUAAAAUCUUAUCAAACACUACUGAAAUCUUUUGGAGGGUACAAUAAAGAGGAUCUAUUAAAAGACAUUAUUAAGGCUAUUUACUUAUUUUAAAUUACUUAGCAGUUUAGGCCUAAACAACUAUUUUGAUGCAAACAAAUGUAUAGACAACAGACAGUUGAUUCUGAGGCAUCACUUUUGAUUCCUAUCUUACAUUAAAAUUUACAGGGUACAGAGGAAUAACACCUGAGUCCUCAGAAAUGGUCACGCAUAGUAUCAUGGGCGAAAUAGUAUACUCUGUUAUAUCCAUGGUACUGCUCAUGUUUAUAGGCGACGCUUAUCACUUUCCAUCAGGUGGGCAGUCAGCUUGUUUGCCAUUAUAAGUUGUAUAAAAAAAAGUAUGUAAUGGUUGUAGCGUGUAAUUCAGUGCUUUUGUAUUUUAACGUUUUCGUUCUGUGUUUAAAUAUUGAUUGUAUUAAUCUUACUGUGGCCAUCUUUUGUUUUUAUAUUUGAUAUAACAAUGUAAAAAUAUUGAACUAUCUGCUUAGAUCAUAUUUGUUAAUUUAUAUUAUUAAUUUACAUAUUUGGUCACUAAUAUAUUCCGUAUUUGUACGUUAUUGUCUAAUGGGGGAAUACUGGCUUUACUAGUAUAAUUUAGCGUGUAAUACUCAAGAUUAGUUUGUAUUGUUGUCUAUGUAACCUAUGAGUUACCUACACAUAGAUGUUUCCCAAAAACAUGUUUUUUUAAUGUAUUUUCUAAUUGUUUUAUUGAGCCGUUUACACAUCGGCUUAUUAUUAAAUUGUAAACUUUAUUCCAUUAUUUUAAGGUCCAAUUGGUGAACAGUGCUUGUCUACUAGUUGUUAUAAGAGUAAGACACGAAGCAUUUUUGUGUCAUAAUAAUAUAAGUAAAGUUUUCUUGAACUGUGAUCGAAAUUAUGAAAGUUUUAAUUGUGGACUUUAAAGAUAUUGUAAAGUAUGUGAAAUAAAUUGUGACAAGAUUAUGUGUAGCAUGUGCUUAUGUUUGUAAAUUGUAUAUAUGUUACUUUUUUUUUCAGUAAAUAUAUCGUUUUAAAAGCCACAAGGUUGUAAAGAAGCGUAUAAUAGAUUCACUAUAAUAGAUUUUUAUAUUUUUAUCAUGGUCUUCAAAUAAAAUGAAAUCAUCGUUAUAUUAGCUGUUAACUGCCCAUUGCUGAACUUGGCUUUCUUUUGAGGGGUUUCGCCAGUAGUUGCCACGCUUGGCGGGAGAGUUAGUAACCGCAGUUAGGUUUUCAGUGAUAUUUUAAUAGGGACAUCCCUCGACCAUUCAAUUUCUUUAGUCGCCUCUUACGACAAACACUAGUUCAUUGUGAUAUAUAUGUGUGUUUAGCAUUAUUAAAACUUAUUUACUAUUUGACGGUUAAUAGAUUUUUCAGUAUAAUUUGUAAUCUAUAAUUAAUGGUAUAUAACAUUUUAGUAAGUAUAGGCGACUCUGAUGCGCCAAACUAAUGAAUAACUAUUAUUACUCUAACUUAUUUAUAUUAUAAAUAUGAUUGUAAAAAUAUAUUAACCCUUUCCACUCCCAGUAAUUUUUUCUUUUUAUUCCACCAGCUCCAUGCUAAAAUUGCGUUUUUUUAACUUUUAGGUGUUUUUCGUAUUUUGUAAAUAAAAAAAUUGUUUUUUUCUUAUAUGAUAAACUUUAUUUUAUGAGUAAUUACAGUAUACUAUAUUAUAAUUCUUAAUUCUAAUCUUUAUAAUCUCUUUUGGUAUGGUACAAAAUCAAUGUUGAGUGACAUUCGACAUUGGAGUGGAAAGGGUUAAAUGUUAAUUAGAAUGGAAUGUACAAACAAAAAAAAAAAUAAGGCUAAAGACACUAAUAUUUCGAAACUACGAAAAAUUAAUUAUUUUACUACUAUAUAUGAUCCUAUAAAUGUAAAAGUCUAAUAAGCCCCAUAAGUAAAGAGUUCCGACUAAUUUAAAAAAAAAAAAAACGAUAAGAUCUUGAUUUAAUCAUUAUAUACACACAAGACUUUUUUUAUAAUCUCUAAUUUACAAUUUACAUUUGCUGCAUUUAUUGUGGUUCAUAUAUGCGGAAGAUACGUUGAUGAGUCUUGUACGCCGUUAGUGUAUCUAUUUAUGGAAGCUUGAUAAAUAUUUGCAACCCUUACAAAUCUAAGAUGGCGUACGGUGGGCCUUUUUCAUUGACAUCUGACAGUUCUAUGCACAUGUUUAUAAUACUUGAUAUUUUAUUAUAAGGGCAGGUUUACAUUGGUUUAGUUACUGCCUGUAAAGUCGAGACAGGUCAGUGAUGUUUGCCGUCCUAUAGAUUGACUAAGUCGGUGCAACAAUGUUGGGUUUCAAAAUAUACAUUAACGAAUCGGCCCAGACUGUUGGGUUGAAUGUAAUCGAAUUUGGAUUAAAUCGAAAGGUAAUGAUCGUUUGAUGUUUAUUCGAUAUAUUUUCGAUUUGUUCUCAAUUAAAAAGUUAGUCUACUUUCUCGAAUUUGGAGUUAUUAACUGAUCCAGUAUAAAUUUAAUAAUAAUAAUAAUAAUGCAGUCGACACAUAGUCAUUCGCAGUUCGGGCGCUGAACCUUUAACACUAGACUCCGAGCGGUGAUUUAUUAAUUUACUUGAAUAUGCCUUUUUAGAGCUAAAAUACAUGUGAAACGUGCGUAGACUGGAUAGCGGUUGGAGAUUGAUAGCUAAUAUGAAAGGUUGUAGAUAAUAAUAAUAGUAGUCAAUUUUCGAACGUUGGCAGUCGCACGUAUAUUAUACUAAUAGUAACGGAAUUAAACAAUAUAAUUCUAAUCAAAUAAACAGUGAUAUGAACUUCUGGAAAAUAACACUUAGCUCGAUAAAAUACUAGUAAAUAUAAUACUCUCAGUGUAAACCGGCGCAACUAAAUAUAUUAAUAUGUGAGAUGUACCUAUUUGGUGGACGUAGUGGCUCAGCGAUGAUGAGUCAGUCAAUGCUUAUGUCUUUAUUAUAAUAAAAUGAAGACAUAUGAAGACAUAAAGACAUUACACAUAUAUGUGUAAUUAUAAAAAGGUUUUGUAUUACAAAUUUAGCUAGAAGAUUUACCGUGUUCACAACGAGUGUGUACAUAGACCGUAAAUCAAAACAAAAUACGUACAAAUAAAUUGUUAGUAAGUACAUCGAAGCACUUAGUGGGUCCAAAAUAACACUCUCAAAUGCACAUUUUUGUAAAUACGAACUGUAAGCUUGUAAUUAGUUUUGUACAGUUUGAUAAUUUAGGUUAGUUUUAUAACUUGCAAGUGUGUAUAUAAUUUUAUUGUUGAAUUGGUUAAUAAAAUAUUUUUACAUAA